AUGAGCUGGAAAAAGACCGUCCUCUCCCCCGGCAACGGCACUGACAUGCCCGCCGUCGGCGCCAACGUCAAGAUCGACUACACCGGCUGGCUCAGAGACCCCAGCAACCCCGACCACGAGAAGGGAACCGAGUUCGACUCCUCCAAAGGCCGCGGUCCAUUGGCUACUCCCAUCGGCAGAGGUCGAGUUAUCAAGGGUUGGGACGAAGGUGUUUUGUCUAUGACUCUUGGCGAAGAGGCCAUUUUGACCAUUGACUCGAGCUACGCCUACGGCGACAGGGGCUUCCCAGGUGUCAUUCCUCCCAAGUCCGACUUGAUUUUCCAGGUCAAGUUGAUCGAGAUUAACGGCAAGCGAGCAUAA
Molecule: messenger RNA, 360 nt
Organism: Talaromyces marneffei
Lineage: Eukaryota; Fungi; Ascomycota; Eurotiomycetes; Eurotiales; Trichocomaceae
Exons: 6
Coding region: 1-360 (119 amino acids)
Molecular function (GO): peptidyl-prolyl cis-trans isomerase activity
Source: RefSeq, a predicted model, not a curated record